AAGAAGGGUGCCAUGAAGCAAUUGGUUGAGCUGGACGACAGCCUGACCAGCCUCAUGUGGCUGAAGGACUUCUCAAUCAUCAAGUCCUCCUGCUGCCCCAGUGGCCCAGACCCCCCCAACUGUUACAGGAUCCCCAGCUUUGAUGCCCCGUGCUCACCCCUGGCCGCUGACCCAGCGUGCAUGGACUUGCCCCAUGCUCCUUGCAAGCCCAUCUCCUCCUCCACCUUGAGGACACCGCAGCAUGCCACGGCCAUGCCCACUCAGCUCACAGAGGACAUCAACUACAAGACCAACCCCCAUGUCAAGCCACCUUACUCCUAUGCCACCCUCAUCUGCAUGGCAAUGGAAGCCAGCAAGGAGCCCAAAAUCACCCUCUCUGCCAUCUACAAGUGGAUUACCGACAACUUCUGCUACUUCCGACACGCUGAUCCCACCUGGCAGAACUCCAUCCGGCACAACCUCUCCUUGAACAAGUCCUUCAUCAAGGUGCCUCGGGAGAAGGGUGAGCCCGGGAAAGGUGGGUUUUGGAAGCUCGAUCCCCAGUACGCUGACCGGCUCAGGAACGGUGCUGUGAAAAAGCGGAGGGUGUCCCCAGUGCAGAUCUGCCUGACCUCCACCAAAAAAGCCCAGCAAGGAGCACGGUGCGUCACCAGCACAGCCACUCCAGCUUGCACCUCUGAUAACAUCCUCAGCAUCAACAUGGAGUCGCAGCAGCUGCUGAAAGAGUUUGAAGAAAUCACCAGGAGCCAGAGCUGGAAUGCAGAGGACGGCAAGGCAGGGCACAAGCACAAGCAGCUCCCGCCCGACCGAACAGCCAAGGUGGCUCGGCUUUGCGACUCUGCCUUGCUGACCCAGGAAGAGCAGAGUGAGCUGGGGUCACUGAAAGGUGAUUUUGACUGGGAGGCCAUCUUCAACACCACCCUGAACGAAGACGCCUCCAUUUUUUCAGACCUGGACCUCAUGCCUCCAAUCAGUCCCAUAACACGCGACCUGGACUUGAUGGUACAAGGGUACCAGAUGGACUGUCCCCAGGGGCAGGAGCAGGUCCUCACCGAAUCCGAUGAGAACAACUGGGACUUUGAUGAAACCGCCAUGGCCACUGCUUUCCUGAAGCACUCCUGGGACGAAGGGACAAACGAUUGCCUCUCCAACUGCAUCAACAUAGACCAGUUGUUUGACUUCAACGAUACCUCUCUGCCAGUGGAUGCGAGCGACCCCAGCAAUCUGGCAUCCCUCUUAUAA
Messenger RNA from Antrostomus carolinensis (chuck-will's-widow), 1242 nucleotides. RefSeq names its product forkhead box J1 (gene FOXJ1). Gene Ontology annotation, biological process: regulation of transcription by RNA polymerase II. NCBI's taxonomy places the organism in Eukaryota, Metazoa, Chordata, Aves, Caprimulgiformes, Caprimulgidae. The record is from RefSeq and is a predicted model, not a curated record. The annotation marks the transcript as partial. Gene Ontology annotation, molecular function: DNA-binding transcription factor activity, RNA polymerase II-specific; RNA polymerase II cis-regulatory region sequence-specific DNA binding. Gene Ontology annotation, cellular component: nucleus. The transcript has 2 exons.